Molecule: messenger RNA, 2010 nt
Organism: Vigna unguiculata (cowpea)
Lineage: Eukaryota; Viridiplantae; Streptophyta; Magnoliopsida; Fabales; Fabaceae
Product: transcription factor ICE1-like
Biological process (GO): regulation of DNA-templated transcription
Cellular component (GO): nucleus
Molecular function (GO): sequence-specific DNA binding; DNA-binding transcription factor activity; protein dimerization activity
Source: RefSeq, a predicted model, not a curated record
AGUUGGUUUCCACGUGGAGAAGGUGCAGAAGAGAAGCAGAAAGAGAAAGAGAAGAAAGAAAGAGGGUUAGUGGAUAUGUGGUGAUUUGUUUCGCAGAGCUUCUUCUGCUGUAACGUUCCUUCUCUUAAACCAGCCAUCGCAAUCUCUCUCCAAUGCCCUUUUCCUUCUGCAACCUCUUCCUCUUUUUCUCCAUUCUCUCCCUUUAACUCCCUCUUCUUCUUUCUCACUUCAUUUCUCUCGCAAAACGCCAACAACAACAACAACAACAACCUUCCUCCACAACCACAAAACCAGCCAUGAUGUCCAGAAUCAACACAGUUGGAUGGAUGGAGGAACGUGAAGACGACAACAACUCCGCUUCUUGGCCAAGAAACAAGCCCACCAACACCAUCAUCGCCACCGACACAACACCCACAACAAAGCCAACAACAACAACAACAACAGCAUCAGCAGCUGCUUUCGUAGAAAACAACAAUACCCGCGACGACUUAGCUUCUCUCUGCGCCUUCAAGCCCAUGCUGGAGCUGGACGAUGAAUGGUACAUCAGCAACCACCACCACCAUAACAGCCACCACUCCCAAGACAUCACCUUCUCCCCCACCUUCCCCGACUCCGACAACCUCCUCCUCCCCGCCGUCGACUCCUCCUCCUCCUGCUCCCCUCCUCCUCCGUCUUCACCAACCUCGACCCUUCCUCCUCCACCUCCACUACUUCCUCCCUCCCAAGGCCCCCACUCUAUCGUCACUCCUCAACCCCUUCGACAUCCCCUUUCUUGACCCUCAAGCUUCCUCAUCCUUCCCGCUUCUUCCCUCUGCCCAUUUUCCCUCCGACACGCCUCCUCAGACGGCCACCGCCACCGCCUUCGCCGGCUUCCACAGCCUCGAAGACGGGUCCUCGAAACCUCUCUUUCACCAGCGCUCCAAGAUUCUGCGGCCCCUGGAGUCCCUGCCCCCCUCCGGGCGGCACCCACGCUCUUUCAGAAGAGGGCGGCGCUGGAGGAAGAACAUGUCUGCCGGGGAAGGGAGUGAGAAGAAGAGGAAGGAGGAGGAGGUGGUGGAGGAUGAGUUUGACGGGUCUGGGUUGAACUAUGAUUCUGAUGAUUUGACUGAGAUUAAUAACAACAGUGGUAGGGUGGAUGAGGGUAGUGCUAAGAACGGUGGGAACAGUUCCAAUGGCAACAGUAGCGUGACUGGGUUGGAUCAGAAAGGGAAGAAAAAGGGAAUGCCUGCUAAGAAUUUGAGCGAACGACGGCGCAGGAAGAAGCUCAAUGAUAGACUCUACAUGCUUAGGUCCGUUGUUCCUAAGAUUAGCAAAAUGGACAGGGCUUCAAUUCUUGGGGAUGCAAUCGAGUAUCUUAAGGAGCUUCUGCAAAGGAUCAAUGAUCUUCAUAACGAGUUGGAAUCUACACCGCCUGGUUCUUCCCUCACCCCUUCCUCCAAUUUCCAUCCUUUGACGCCUACUCCUCCCACACUACCCAGUCGUAUCAAAGAAGAAUUGUGCCCCAGCUCAUUGCCAAGCCCCAAUGCUCAACCUGCUAGGGUUGAGGUUCGUUUACGCGAAGGAAGGGCUGUUAACAUCCACAUGUUUUGUGCCCGCAAGCCUGGUCUGUUGCUCUCAACCAUGAGGGCUAUGGACAACCUUGGAUUAGACAUUCAGCAGGCUGUUAUCAGCUGCUUCAAUGGUUUUGCUAUGGACAUUUUUCGAGCCGAGCAAUGCAAAGAAGGUCAGGAUGUCCAUCCGGAACAGAUCAAAGCAGUUCUCUUGGAUUCAGCUGGCUAUAGUGGCAUGAUGUAACUAGUUUUGGCAUGAGAAGAACUAGUGACUGCCAUUUCUCUGUCAAUUUGGCAAGUUAAUCAGUUUUUACUUUGAAUGAAUGGCAAGUUUUUACUUUGUAAUGUCCAAUAUUCAAGUGUACGAUACUAGCUAGCUCUGGUUUUAAGUUGAGGUAGAAAAAAUUUUCACAUGAAUUUUACUCUCGCAGCGGCAGUUACUGCCUCGUACCUUUUCGCA